Dermacentor andersoni is the source of this 3230-nucleotide messenger RNA. It is a transcript of the gene Sec10, whose product is annotated as Exocyst complex component Sec10. The record is from RefSeq and is a predicted model, not a curated record. Gene Ontology annotation, biological process: Golgi to plasma membrane transport; exocytosis. NCBI's taxonomy places the organism in Eukaryota, Metazoa, Arthropoda, Arachnida, Ixodida, Ixodidae. Gene Ontology annotation, cellular component: cytoplasm; exocyst.
GGAAAACAGUCAAUCGAGGUAAGCAUUUGCUCCUGCAGUCCGCACAGCGACAUAGACUCCCAAUUUACACACCAUGAUUCGUGCUCCCCGUUCAGCCUUUCCUGCUGCAGCCAUGUGCAAAUUGUGCCUGCGGCCUUUCUCAGUCGCAAUUAAGCACGAACGGAGACAAGCAUACGUGCUUACAUGGUCCAACGUGUUUGAAGUUCAUAGCCACAUGGGUGGAAAGGCCCGCAUAAAUGGCUGCCGAAGGUGAUGCCCACGAAAGCGACUUGUCCAUAUUGAGACAAAAUGGGACACCAAAUGUGAGCCACACAUUAGUGGCCCUCGACAGAAAAGAAACAUGCAGGUUGGAAAGGAGUUAACGCUAAAAUGCCGGAUAGUCCAUUUCGCUGUGUUGGUUGUGGCAGCAGAUGCCUGCAUCACCUGAUUGUUUCGCAGUGCAAGUUGCUCAUCUUUAACGGCGACUGCCGCUGCAAACAGGCGAGACACUGACCAAUCUGCAUGAGCCGCUGGUUGUCGCUCGUUACUAGACCGCCAUGUGUGACGACGACGGUGAGCCGUUUACGAGCUCGCGUCAAAGAUUCCAGUGUAUCUCGACAUACAAAUUUUAUUUCUGCUAUUGCACGAGAAUGUACAUACACUGCUUGUCUUCUGCCAAUAAAGUCGCACGUUCUGUUCACUCACUUGUGGCUUGUUUGUAUGGGCGUCAGUAGAGGCUCAUUGCUUUCCUGGCAAUUAGAACGCACCGGCUACGCGGCAGCCGAGGCGAGUACGUCGCGUACGAACGGAUACAAGCGUACACGACCGGCAAAAAGCGGCCAUAUUGAAUAAUGCUAUAAAAAAAAAAAAACGCGCAAUUCCGCUUUCUGUUUUAGCAGCGUCAUCUGGCGUCCACCUAGGUAAGUUCCAUGCGCUGCCGCUGCUUAUUUUCGAACCACUGCGGAAGGUACAGUUUCCCUUCUCUAAAGUUGCCGUAGGCAUCUAGUUGUGCAUAGGUGUUCUGUGGCUGUUCCGUUGUGCACUGUCGAACAGUGGGGUGUGUCGUUUUCUCGUGCGUGAAGUUUACGUCGCAUAGCCAGCUUAGCUCAAUUUGAAUGUCAGGGGCAGCAGUACGCCGGGAAAUAUGUCGCACUUCUUGCCGGAACUCGAACAGGAGUCAUUCAGCCCUGAGGACUUUGUUGAGCGCCUUGCCUGGCGCAGCCUGGGAGGCAACAUGGACCCCGAGACCUUUGACCCCAGUGUGCUGCAGGAGGCAUUCAAGCAGGGAAUUCGGGACCUGCAGGUCCUCUUUGAGAUGACCCAGAAGAAGUGUGAACGCCUCGAGAUGAUCUGCCGGGAGGAAGAAGCGCGCCAUUGCCACAAGGUUUCCGAGCUCCAGGACAAGAACAAGUCCUCAUAUGCCACAUAUAAGGAGCUAGAUUCGCAGAUUGGCUAUGUGGCAAUGAAAGUGGUGCACUUGGGAGACCUCCUGGAAAGCGUCAACACACCCCGUUCCCGUGCUGUGGAGGCUCAGAAGCUGAUGAAGCACUUUGCUGAGUUCCUUGGACCAGAACAUGGGUCAUACACUGGUAUCUUCCAUGACCCAGCCAAGCUUCACGAAGCAGCUGACAUUAUUCAAAAACUCCAUCUGAUAGCCCAAGAGUUGCCUUAUGGAAAGUUUGAGAAGGCACGUUUGAGGAUUGCUCAGAAGUACAAUGAGAUCGAGAAGGCCUUAAUUGCUGAAUUUGUCCGAGCACAUCAUGAAGGUGACAAGGAGACCAUGAGGCAAGUUGCGGCUGUUCUGUCGCACUUCAGGGGCUAUACGAACUGCAUUGACACAUUCAUUGACGAGAGCCAAAUGGGUGCAUUCAUGAAGAAGGAUAUGUUCUCUGAUAUAGUACCACUUUGCGAGCGCAGUGAGCAAGUGAUUGAAGAGGUCUUUACAAACCCGGAACAAGUGAUGUGCAAGUUUGUCUCGAACAUCUACAAUGGGAAGCUGCAGGAGUACAUUCAGUCAAACCUGAGUGACCGCACUGACCCGGAGAAAUACCUUAGGAGUCUGUACGAGCUUUACUCAAAGACGAUGCAGCUGUCUUCCAACCUGUCCAAGUUCAAGAUGGGGAAUGACCCUGCUUUCCUGAAGAAGUUGACGCGCCAGAUUUUCUCCAAGCAUUUGGACCCAUACCUGUCAAUUGAAACACACUACCUGAGGGACAAAUGCUGCUCUGUGCUCAACAGGUACUACGAGUCCAAGAACCACCACAAGCGGCAGUUCCAGUUUGGCGGAAUUCAUGACCUCCGUCGUGACCUUCAAGCGAAGCUUGGUGCCCGCUCCAACAUCAACAUUGCACCAACAGUGGAAAACUUUGGUGGCGAGACAUUUCUCUCUGAAGAAGUGGCCAUUAAUCUCUUGCAGGAGAGCAAGCUUGCCUUUCAUCGCUGCCAGCUGUUGUCCAAGCCUACAGAGCUGCCAAAAAGUGUGGCGCAGAUCUUUGACAUCCUGCUAAAUGGCCUUUGCAUUGAGCACAUUCACUAUGCCCUGGACAUUGGCCUGCGAGCAAUACCUGUGUCCGAGCCAAAGAGUGAGCCAGAGAUUUAUUUCUUUGACACGGUCAGGCAGUGCAACUCCAUUUACCAGCUACUUGAGAAGCUCUUCAAUAACAAUGUUGCCCCUCUCCUCCUGUCUACUCCAGAACAUAGUGUGUGUCUGCAGAAGAAGCGAGAGCUGACAGAACAAAUGGAGAUCAAAAUGGACACUGGUUUGGAUCGUUCACUGGCAGCCAUUAUUGGCUGGGUGCGCUACAUCCUCCAAACUGAACAGAAGAAAACGGACUUUAAGCCAGAAGUGGAGGAUGUCAUCGAGACAACCAAGGUUGCUCAAAAGGUUGUCAAGUAUGUGACCAAGUGCAUUGAAAAACUUAGGGACUCUCUCGAUGGCACUAACGUGGAUGCUAUGCUUUUGGAGUUGGGCAUCAGGUUUCACAGAACGAUUUACGAGCACAUCCAGACAUUUCAGUACAGUACUGUAGGCGAGUCUGGAGAGGAGUGUGCUGGUGAAUUUCGUCCAGUUGAGGACGGACUGCAAGGUGCACAAGCUGGUGAACCAGUUCAAGUGAGCCACUGGGUGCUUUGUUACCCCACACUUGGCUGACAGCUUAAAAGGGCUCCAAGUGCUUCGUUACAGGGCUAGAAUAAAAUGUUGAGCCUGUCGGGACCCAAUCAGAAAGACAUCGAAACCCGACAACUUUGAA